AUGAAUUAAAAUAAAAGAUUAUAAAAUAUUUAUUUUAUAAGAGUUUAACAAAGUGAAAGGAACAAGAUAUAUUAAUUCAGAAAUAAUAUGAUACUUUUGAGCUUUAGGAUCUGCGUAAAAAUGAUGGAGAGACUUAAAUAUCUAAGAUCUUCAAAAGGAAUGAAUGAUAAGUAUUUGAUAAAAGAGAUUUUUUAUUUAGACCAGCUUUAGUAAAAGAAGCAAAAAAUGAUUUAGAUGAAAUGCUAAAGAUAAUACAAUAGAUGCAAUCUAUUCAAUUAUUACAAAGACAGAGAAUGUAAAUAAUAUUUAUAAAUUGAAAUAUAGUCACAAAGAUAACAAACUGUAUAGAUUUUGAUUCAAGUAUUCU
Molecule: messenger RNA, 367 nt
Organism: Paramecium primaurelia
Lineage: Eukaryota; Ciliophora; Oligohymenophorea; Peniculida; Parameciidae
Source: the annotation of a GenBank genome assembly